Molecule: messenger RNA, 1729 nt
Organism: Rhopalosiphum padi (bird cherry-oat aphid)
Lineage: Eukaryota; Metazoa; Arthropoda; Insecta; Hemiptera; Aphididae
Product: cytoplasmic dynein 1 light intermediate chain 2-like
Exons: 5
Coding region: 295-1554 (419 amino acids)
Biological process (GO): microtubule cytoskeleton organization; microtubule-based movement
Cellular component (GO): cytoplasmic dynein complex; centrosome
Molecular function (GO): dynein heavy chain binding
Source: RefSeq, a predicted model, not a curated record
GAAUCUCAUUACAAAUCGUGAUCGGGAUUUGGGACACUCUUUACUCGAUUGUUUUAUUCGUGUUCGUCGAUGUGAUAACAAUACAGAAACGGAUCUUAAAAAACAUAUUUCCGUCGACGACCCGUUCGUGUUCGUGUGUUAAUUUUGUUUUAUAAUAUUACUUUCAAUUUACUUUGAUAAAACAAAAAAAGAAAAUAAUUAAGGUUGUGGUAAAUGCAUUAUUGUUAAGACCUAAGGUUUAAGACUUAUGUUCUUUAAAUAGGUAUCCACAUUCCACAUCUAUAUUAAUAUAAUAUGGACUCUAGCACUCAAGUUGAUGUUGAAAAUGAUGCAAAUCAUUGGAAUAAUCUUCUAUUGGAUGUACAAAAUAAAAGUCGAAAAAAAUUGCCGGAAAACAAAAAUGUAUUGUUACUGGGUGAUAGUAAAUCUGGCAAAACAACAUUGGUGACCAAGUUGCAAGGCCUUAAAGAUUCAAAACAAGGAUGGGGCAUGGAGUAUGGAUACAUACAGGUUCGCGAUGACAGCACUGAUGAAAAUGCUCAAUUAAAUGUUUGGACAUUAGAUGGCGAUCGAUCACUAAAAUAUUUGAUGAAGUUUGCCUUAAAUGAACAACAUUUUGAAGAUACAACAAUUGUUUUAGUUGCGUCUUUGAAACAUCCCUGGAAAAUUAUGGAAUCCUUAGAAUUUUGGUCAGCAAGACUUCAAGAUCAUAUAGAUAGCUUAAAUUUAGGCAUGGAACAAACUCAAAAUCUCAGGGAUAAAUGUGUUGAUAGAAUCAUUGAUUAUACGCUGCUCGAUGAUCCAUCAUAUGAAUCCUGUACAAAAGUUCGACUUCUCAAUGAUGGAGUUCUAUCAAAAAAUUUAGGAUUGGAUAUAAUUGUUGUCAUAACUAUGACUGAUUGCAUCAAAAACUUAGAAAUUGAUAACUAUUCAGAAGAGCAUUUUGAUUACAUCCAAUGCUGUUUGCGAAAAUUUUGUUUACAAUUUGGAGCUGCAUUGUUCUAUGUAUCUGUAAUGGAAGAUAAAAACUGUGAUCUUCUUUAUAAAUAUUUAAUGCAUAGAAUUUAUCGCUUUCCAUUCAAAACGCCUGCAUUAAUCGUGGAAAAAGAUUCUGUAUUUGUUCCCUCAGGCUGGGAUAGUUUGAAAAAAAUUGAAGUUCUCUAUGAAAAUAUGCAAAAAAUAAAUCCAGAAUCACAUUAUAGUGAUGCUAUACCAUAUCCAUAUGAAAAACCACAUAAAGAACAUGAACUUCAAGAUGAAGAGGAACAAGCAUUUUUGGCCCGGCAACUUGUACUGUUAAAUCAAAAUUUAGCUCAACCACAAACACCGGUUGUCAGGAAAUCCAUAGAACUUACAAAACCAUUAUCGGCAAAUAAACGCAUUUCAGAUAACCCUCCUCCUAGUAGUGAACGAGCUUUGGCUAGCUUUUUCAACGCGCUUUUGCAAAAAAAGCAAGAAUCUCCAACAGUAAGGACUCCUACAAAAAAACCAGUUGAUAAUACAGGCUCUCCAGAAUUAAGUCAAAUUGAUGAUGAUCCUAAUACUCCAAAAUAAAUUUUUUUUAUUAAUACAUGCCAAAUAUUUUAAGUAACAUAAAUUAAAUAAAACUAUUGUCUAUGUUGUAUUAAUACACAUCUAAUUACUUAUUACCCAUUGUUUGUGUUUAAUGAUUAUAACUUAUUAUGAUCUUAUAUAAGUUGUAUUUUAAUAAAUAAUGAUUAGUUGAUUA